UAUUUUUAGAGAAAAACCCAUUGUGAAAAGUUCAAGGGGAUAGAGGACAGCGGACUUCUUCCUUCCUAAGCGAACUAGGAAGAAAUUCUACUAAUUUGCGUAUGUACAUAAGAGAGAGAAAAAGAACAAAAUCCAGCGAGAGAGCGAGAUAUUCGGAUUGAAUUGAUUGCUGGGUCGAUUCCUUUCCGCGCACGCGCUUUGAUUCCUCCUCCUCUCUCUCUCUCUACAUGUAUAUGAUAUAUCAUCAUAUAUGAUCGCGGAGCUGGCCUUCGGGGACGAAUUCUGAGCUCUCGAAUCGGGUAGUCAGACGCCACAAAUCCGCACGAUCAGCUGGAAGGAAAAUGUUCGGAGGCAAUAACUCCAAUGUGAUGUUUCCAUCUGUGCUGGAGGAUUAUCAAUUCAAUUAUGACUCCACUGCACCUACCCAGCUUCAGUUGUUUGGAAGCAGUGAGUUUCCUGCUACAUGCACUGUAACUCCUGUCAACAACAUUGGUAACAAUUAUGUAUCUGCUCUAAACUGUUCAAACAAAAGGAGGAGGGAGACUGAGGAUAUCGGAAGAUGGCACAAGCUUCAGAUUUCCUUGAAUAAUUUUAGUCAAGAUGAGGCUGAUCACUCACCAGGUAUCCCUAACCCAAAUGCUGUAUCAACUGGGCUUAGGCUUUCCUAUGAUGAUGAUGAACACAAUUCUUCCAUUACCUCUGCAAGUGGGAGCUUACCAUCUUUUCCUGUUGUCAUGUCCCUUGGUGACAAUCUGAGGACUGAGAUUGAUUGUCAAAAGGAAGAAUUUGAUCAUUACAUCAGAAUUCAGGAGGAGCAAAUCAUGAAAGGUGUGAAAGAGAUGAAACAAAGACACAUGGUUGCUUUCCUGAAUGCUAUUGAGAAAGGGAUUGGGAGGAAACUGCGGGAGAAGGAGCUUGAGAUAGGGAACGUGAACAGGAAGAACAAGGAACUCAUUGAACGAAUCAAGCAAGUGGCCAUAGAAGCCCAGUCUUGGCAGUGCAGAGCUCGGUACAAUGAGUCUGUUGUGAAUAUGCUUAAGAACAGCCUUAAGCAAGCCGUCGCACAGGGUGCUGAUCAUGUGAGGGAAGGGUGUGGGGACAGUGAAGGAGAUGAUGUGGUCUCUUCUUACAACCCAAGUGGUGUUAUUGGUGGUAUCCUUCAAGCAAGCGUGCCUGGUGGCAAGCCAAUGAUCAGCGAGCAGAUGGCAUGCAGGUCCUGCAAGCUCAAGGAGGUCUCUGUGUUGCUGAUGCCAUGCAGGCACCUUUGCUUGUGUGAUGAUUGCGAGCGUUUCAUUGAGGUCUGUCCUGUCUGCCAAACCAUGAAAAGUGUUAGCCUUCCGGUUUACAUGGCCUGAGAGUUGUCCAACCAAGAGACCAUCCGGGAUGGCCAUUCCCUUAGGUUUUGUUCUUUCUUUAUUUCAGUUCUCGCACUGGCUUUUAUGGAGAAUCAGCAGUGGGUGGAUUGAUUAACUGCAAUGUCUGGCAGGUGGCUACGAGGGGUGGAUUUUGCCGUUGUCAAUAAUGAAUCAAGGCACUUAUUCCCACCGUUUCGGUUGUAACUUGUCUUGUGCCAACUGUUGGUGGCGUUGUUUUGGCAUCCCUCGCCGAAUAUUCGUAUUACUGAUAAGUAGCUCAUAUUGAACCUAUGGCGGCAUUUGGUUGGGGAAUAAAGCAAGCAUGAGGUUUGUUUCAAGCUCUAUGCUUGCCAAACAGCUUUCAAAAAAUAUAUAGUGUAUGUUUGGAGGUGCA
This is a messenger RNA of Elaeis guineensis (African oil palm), 1749 nucleotides long. RefSeq names its product BOI-related E3 ubiquitin-protein ligase 1. Gene Ontology annotation, molecular function: ubiquitin-protein transferase activity. The record is from RefSeq and is a predicted model, not a curated record. Lineage: Eukaryota; Viridiplantae; Streptophyta; Magnoliopsida; Arecales; Arecaceae.